AUGUGGCAACCACCACCGAUGCCUGUACCCGCCUCCGCUUCCUGGGGCCUGACCAUCAGUCACGCCGAUUUCGAGAAACUCAAGGCUGGUCUCGAGCCUCUAAACCAGGACGACAAGUGGCGCUAUAAGGCUACAAAUGACGAAGAGAACGGUACCGUUGUCAUUCACAUCAUUCGAGUCGGCAUGGGGCACGAGCUCUACUCAAUCGUCAUCAAAGCGGACAACAAUGGCAACAGUAGCGAGAAUAAUAUCAUCGAGACCAUUCACUGGUCGCAGGAUCAGGGUGGAAACCCAAUCUCAGAGGUGUUGGCCAAGAAGCAAGUGGUGAUUCUCAGCAGAUGCAACCUGGAAUGCGAUUUUGAAGCGGCUCCCGACUAUGACUCCGAGGACUUUUUUGAUGAGCCUGCGAUGAACAUUGUCAAUCAUAUCAAAAAUCGGGCGAAUGGCAUAAAUGGUAUCAAUAGCACAUGA
Colletotrichum aenigma is the source of this 471-nucleotide messenger RNA. RefSeq lists its product as uncharacterized. The coding region runs from base 1 to 471 and encodes 156 amino acids. Lineage: Eukaryota; Fungi; Ascomycota; Sordariomycetes; Glomerellales; Glomerellaceae. The transcript has a single exon. The record is from RefSeq and is a predicted model, not a curated record.